CGCGUUGGUCGCGGUAGUACGCAUUUAGCUGCGAGGUGUCUGAGUGUAUCGGUCGUGAUAGGAUAGACGGACGCGCCGACCUUUCCGAUAGUGGGUUGAUGAUUCGUUAGACCCGCCUGCCAGCCUGCCUGCUUCUUUGUUCGCGCGAUAAGAUCGAACGAGAUUACGAAACAUGUCGACCAAGUCGAGCAAGAAGACCGCGGCCGCCGCCGCCACCGCCGCCUCGUCUUCCUCCGGCGUCAGCAGCAUGCAAUCGCCGCCAGCGAGCACGUCGACGCCGAUCGGCGGCCGGCGACCCGGCAGCCCGCUCAGCCCUACCCGCUAUUCUCGGCUACAGGAGAAGCAGGAGCUCCAAAAUCUCAAUGACCGUUUGGCGUGUUACAUCGAAAAGGUGCGCUACUUGGAGACCGAGAACUCCCGACUGACGCGGGAGGUGCAGACCACCCAGGAAACGGUCACCCGGGAGGUGUCCAAUAUCAAGUCUAUGUACGAGCACGAGCUCUCCGACGCGAGGAAGCUGCUCGACGAGACGGCCAGGGAACGCGCCAAACUCGAGAUCGACACGAAACGCUUGUGGGACGACAACGAGGAUCUCAAGAGCAAGUUGGACAAGAAGACGAAGGAAUUGCAGAUUUCUGAGCGAAAUGCGAUGAUAUACGAGACCCGCUUCAACGACAUGCAAUUGCAGUUUAAUCAGUCGCAAGCAGAACGUAAAAAGUUCGCGGAGAAGGAGCGAGAAUUGGAGAAGGAGCUAGAUCGAGUGAAAGGAUUGUUGGACGACGCUCGCAAGCACCUUGAGGAAGAGACUCUGCAACGAAUCGAUCUCGAAAACAACAUUCAGACCCUCAAGGAGGAUAUUACUUUCAAAGAUCAGGUUUAUCAGCAAGAGCUUUCGGAGACCCGUACGAGACGACAGGUGGAAAUAUCCGAGAUCGAUGGCCGUCUCGCUGAACAGUACGAGGCUAAAUUACAGCAGUCCCUGCAGGAAUUACGCGAUCAAUAUGAGGGUCAGAUGCGCGCUAAUCGCGACGAAAUCGAGCUUUUGUACGAGAACAAGAUCAAAAACUUGACGUCUCAGGCGCAACGUAACAGCGGAGCCGCCACUAUGGCGGUGGAAGAAUUGAGACAGACGCGAAGUAGAAUUGAAAGUCUCAAUACCAAGAUCAACGAGCUUGAAGCCACCAUUAAUGCUAUUAAUGCGCGCAACAGGGACUUGGAGAACUUGCGAGAGAACGAACGCGCUCGUUACACGGAGCAGAUGGCCGCGUUGGAGUGCGAGGUGGCGCGUAUGCGAGAGGAAAUGGCUCAGCAAUUGCAGGAAUAUCAAGAUCUCAUGGACAUUAAAGUAGCGCUCGACUUGGAAAUCGCCGCGUACCGCAAGUUGCUCGAGUCCGAAGAGGCGAGAUUAAACAUCACGCCUGUACAGUCGACCAAUACCUCCAUGUCCACUGGUGGUAGAACAACUCCGUCCAGGCACAUCCCUCUCAGAGGCGGUAAACGAAAACGUACUUUGUUGGAAGAAAGCGAGGAGCGGAGCAGCAGCGACUACAGUGUUACUAGUUCCGCCAGAAGUGACGUAGAGAUCACGGAGGCUGAUCCCCAAGGACGAUUCGUCAAACUGACCAACAAAGGAAUCAAGGAGAUAGGCUUGAGUGGAUGGCAGAUUAUUCGUAAAGCUGGCGCUCUGGAGACGGUUUUCAAGUUCCAUCGUACCGCGAAGCUCGACGCAAGCGCCACGGUGAUGGUUUGGUCGGCCGAUAUCGGCGCGACACACGAGCCACCAUCGAACGUUGUUAUGAAGGGACAGAAGUGGUUCGUAGCGGAUAAUAUGACUACGAUUCUGCUAAAUAACGAAGGAGAGGAAAUGGCAACUUCCGAACGCAAGAGACAGCAGUUAUCGACAUCCUUGUCUCGGCACAGGGAAAGCUUAGGAUACCGACCAUCCGAGGAGAUUCACCACCAACAGAGAAGAUAUCUCUACCCGUAUUAAGGGUGAGGGCACACGACUCUGAUGGGCACUUUAUGGCGACCCCCAAAGUGAAGAGCGUUGCCGCCUUAUGUGAACGUAAAUUUAUCGUAAGCUUAAAUGUAAUAUCAAAAAGAUUCUAAAAAGCUAUCUAUGAUAAUGGGGCUUCAUUCCGUCAGCACCAUUUUAAAUAACUGAUAAAAGAGAUCACGCCAUUAACACAGAAAUUAAUUUAGAAUAUAAUAUCAGAGAUAUGUGAAGAUCGGAUAUCUUAGGUUGUGGGUUACAACAACGAGAGAAAAACGAUGAUAUGAAAUGAAGAUUGAGACAUUGUGCGAUUUCCUUACAUUUAUUACAAUAGAGUAUAUAGAUAUAUAUAAGUAUGUACAACGUAUGAGAAGAUAUUGUAUAAUAUAUUUGAGCUGACAAGAGUUCAAAUCAAACUUAACAAAUGGGUUCCGUGAAUAAAUACGUUGCAUUUACGAAAUUAUUUCUUACGAAAGAAUUGUAUUCCGUUAAAUCCACAGGCGUACAACGAUCAUCUGAUACAGACGGAUAAUAGCGUUCGCGCGAGUAUCGUCCAUUUUCUCUUACGAAAUGUAUCGCGCAGAAUUCGUCCGUACGAAUCGUUUCAUGCGUUCGUCUUUAUCUCUUCCAAAUGGUAAUAUUGGCCUAAUAACAUGUGUUGUAGUAAUUUACAAUUAAUCUAUGACAACUAGUUACGUUUAUGUUCGUUCAUCUUGUCCAACAGGAAACAUUAAGUUAUCAGUAUUUACCUUAUGCUCUUUUUUACUAUUUCUUUUUCAAGGGGCCACAUACAUGUAAAUGUGUCAAGAAAAUCGAUUAUUCAAAAAUAUACUCUUUUACUAUCAUUAUAGAAGAUUCCCUGAAAAUUUUAUUCGAAAAUUCGUAAAAAUGAUGGAGUUAUAGUCUGUUGUAGUAUAGCGCACACAACCGUUCACCUCUGUUACAACGUAUCAGUUUCCUGUCGAAGGAGAUUCGAAUUAAUUUGUGAUACAGUAUGUUCCCGUAUGUGCGAAGAAUCUUGAAAGUCCUGCCACUUCGAAAAGCAGACGUAUUCAAUAGAUGUAGCCGCAAGUACUUAAUGAACAGUUGCAUUAAAAAUAAUGCAAGCUAUGAAAUUAUCGUCGGAAGACAAUCGGCAUUUAAGUAACGCGCAUGCAACGCUAAGUAAGGUGAAGAAACAUUGCUGCACCGACAACAAUAAAAAGACUUUUUCGAAGCAUCAAAAGGAGAAGAAACAUCAUACGGCCAAGGAAUGGAUGAUUCUAUGAAAGUAUAACAAAACUUAUUUUAUUAAGCUCAAAACGUGUUUUUCUCGUUUUCGAAAUCGGUCCCAGAAAAAUCUCAGACUGUUAUUAAUAAACCGAUUAAGCUGUUAUUUGACACGGUAAUUUUUAACAAGUAGUACUUGCAAGAUCGCACCUUUAACUUCGAACAUCUACCAUAUCCAUGCAAAUUUUUUCAAAUCAGCUCCGACAAGCAUCAGUUUUGUUUACCUACUUCAAAGAAAAAUAAUGUUCUUUUUUGUUUCAGAUAAAUAAUAGCGGAGAUAUAGCUGGUACCAUUUUUGUCGUCGACAGCAAUACUACUGCAUUUGUUUAUGCAGCGGAGUAAUUUUUAGGAAAUUGUUCAUAUUACUAUUAACAGACAUUUUAGUUAAAAGUACAUCCUUUCCUUUCCUCUUUUAUAACUGAUCGCCUUCUAAAAAUUCGUGAAAAUCAUUUUUUACGCGUCUAUGUAUGUAUGUAGCCCCUUAAGUAUAACAGUGUCAGACUGUGGGAAUAGUAAAGUACGAUAGUUUCGUGUGCUGUCGUUCGAGUGGACAAUUUCGGCCUAAAGAAAAUGUUCGAUUAAGAUUCGAGCGAAAUAUUGUGGUCGGUUAUACUACAUAUCGAUGAAGGAGAAGCAUGUUCUUCGGCCGCGUUAAAACCGUGAAAUUGUGCAUCUAUUUGACUGCGCGUAACUCUGCCUGAGUUUUCUACGAAAAUCGCGCAGAUUUCAAGGAGAAUUCUGAGAAAUGUAUUUUUGUUCCUACAUAAUUGCGCCCAUUUCAGCAUACGAAAUAAUUUUCUUAAUUGUACUCAGCUUUGUAUCAUUUAUACCAAUAAAAAUUACAAAAAUGUAA
Dinoponera quadriceps is the source of this 4115-nucleotide messenger RNA. RefSeq names its product lamin Dm0-like. The transcript is spliced from 9 exons. The record is from RefSeq and is a predicted model, not a curated record. NCBI's taxonomy places the organism in Eukaryota, Metazoa, Arthropoda, Insecta, Hymenoptera, Formicidae. Bases 173 to 1990 code for a protein of 605 amino acids.